AUGGCGCAACCUCCUCGACCUACCGCGACCGUUAACCCUCUGAUGGGGAUUUCAGACCCUGAAGGUCAUCCCAUCAUCCCAAGGCUGAUGUCAUGCGCGCCGGCCAUUUUCUGCCCUAUCGGCGAGAACGACAAGCUCAAGGAUUCACUCAGCUCUUCCUCGUUCACCAAGCUCGAUUGCCUGCAGAAAGAGCUCGAUGCUCUGAAUACUCACGCAGUCGAAGAUCGAGAGAAUUUCCUCGCCCUCGUUGUUCGCGAACGUGAACGCAUCUUCCAGGAAGGGCGCCGCUUUCAAGCCCUCGAAGAGCUGCAAGGCGGCCAGGUCAACCCAGACGUGCCACUCGGCCUUACAUCCCAGGAACUCGGCAUCAUGGUCGCAAACAUGGAGGCUCCAGCAAAGCCAGGUAUCCCAAACACGGAGAAGAUCCCGAGACCAAAUCUCGACGCUUCUAAUGCUCGAUCAUUGCGAGAACGCCAAGCUUACGAGCAGAUGCGCAACGUGCUUCAUUUUUCGGAGAUGGCAGCGCAUCGUGAGACUGAGAUCAACCAUCGCCGAGAGCUCCUCGAGGCAGCUAUCAAAAAGGAGCAGCUAAGGCAAGACCAGGAGCGUCGAGUCAACUAG
Messenger RNA from Fusarium mangiferae, 621 nucleotides. RefSeq lists its product as uncharacterized. The transcript has a single exon. NCBI's taxonomy places the organism in Eukaryota, Fungi, Ascomycota, Sordariomycetes, Hypocreales, Nectriaceae. Bases 1 to 621 code for a protein of 206 amino acids. The record is from RefSeq and is a predicted model, not a curated record.